CAUAGCUUCGUUUCUUUCUUUUCAUUGAAGUUCUUUCAAGAAACUUUCAAAGAAAAAAGAAUAACAGGAAGAAAUCAAGUUGUAUACAAGAAGCAUUUUAGGAAGUAAUGUAGCUUGAAUUAAGUCAAUUUAAUUAAAUACAAUGAGUUUAGAAAAUAGUGAACAUAAAGCCGUACCUGAUGAUGAUUCUGAUCAUUUCUCAAAAUCCGAUGAAAAGAAAAACGAAUCAUUAAAGAGCCUGGAAAACGUCGCGGAAAACGUUGUUGCGGAAGUAAAAAGCGAAAUCACAAAUAUUUCAGCAGAUACACAAAAAGAGGUAGACAAUUUGCUCGAUACAGCUAAAGAUUUGUCUGACUCCGACAAAAAUGUAAUCGAAGACAAAAGUUCAUCAAGUGUUCUAAACGAAGUUAGUAAAGCAGUUGAAGAUAUAGAGAUUGCAGGAAAAGUAUUAUCUGAGUCAUUUGUUGAAAAAGGAAACGAAGCGCUUGAUGUUUCUGCAACGUCAGUUAAAAAUACAAGUGAUAGUGUUUUGGAUGUUGUGCAGGAAAAGAUUGAUGUUACUGAAAACAAUUUAACUGAAGUUAUAGAUGAUGCAAAAAAGAAAGUUGAAGUAAUAGAAGAGAGUAAAAAUUUGUUAACCGAUGUGAAAGAGGAAAUAGAAAAAAAAGUCCAAGAUGUUACAAACAAUUCAAAAGAUAAAUCUUUAGAAGCAGUUCAAAAAUUAGAAAAAAAUGUUGUUGAUGUUACAAAUACAGCAAAAGAUAAAACAUUAGAAGUGGUUGAAAGUAAAAAAGAAAGUGUGUUAACUGCUACAAAGCAUACAAAGGAAACAGUACAAGCAUCACUAGAAAAUUGUCAAUCAAAAGUUGAAACCCUUAAAGAUGAUACUGCAAAAAAAUUAGCAAAUGCAACUGAAAAUUUAAAGUCUGUUGGUGAUCAUCACUCUACUGGAGAAUUUUUAGGCAAAGAUUGUAUCAACAAAGGAGGUUCAAUAUUGAACUCAGGAUUAAGUAAACAGAAACCAACUUCAUCAGCUAUCACUGUUAUAGAUGACAAAGCUUCUGCUCUCUAUGCUCAUAAUGAAAUCAGAAAAUUGCAUGGUGUGAAGUUAUUUAAAUGGGAUUCUGGAUUAGCAGAGUCAGCUAAAAAUUGGGCAUUAGAGUUGGCUGAGUCUGAUCUUGGUCUACAGCAUUCUUGUUUGCAAGGAUAUGGAGAAAAUAUAUACAUAUCCAAAGGUACUAGUUCGCCAGUUUCUACAUCACAAGCAGUCUUGCAGUGGUACAAAACAGCAUCCCAGUAUCGUUUUCAUUCACCGUCAUUCACAUUAACGAGUGGAACAUUUACACAGUUGGUUUGGGAUGAAUCCUUAAAUCUUGGCGUUGGAGUGGUGUUCCACGAAGAGAAAAAAACAACUUACAUUGUGGCUCAUUAUUCUCCCCCUGGAAACACUAUUGAUAGUCGUUUAUACACAAAGCACGUUAAACUACCUAGAAAUGGAGAAUUACCUAAAGCACCAAAACUUGAAGAGCUAAUUCCAAAAAAUGUUUCUACAAGAGAAGAUCAGCAAUCAAAAUCGAAAGUUAGUUCGCUUGCUGACGUGUUAUGUAAAUGGUGCACGCAAACAGAGGAGAAACCGAUAGAGAGUUGGUCAGGAACCCAGCAACCUAUAAAACAAGAUGAGUCGAAAAACUAAAAAAUCUU
This is a messenger RNA of Hydra vulgaris (swiftwater hydra), 1701 nucleotides long. RefSeq lists its product as uncharacterized. Lineage: Eukaryota; Metazoa; Cnidaria; Hydrozoa; Anthoathecata; Hydridae. The record is from RefSeq and is a predicted model, not a curated record.